CCAAAAUUUGGCUAAGGAAGGUGGUGUCGAGAUAAGUAUUAUUUUUAGGUGGUCAAGUUGAGUUCAACAACUUAGUGCAUAAUUCUUAUACACUAAGUUGUGGGGGGCAUUUGUUUACCACUAAAAAAAUCACUCAAUACCACAUUGAUUAUUUUCAAGGAGUGGUGGUGAUUUAUAAGGCCAACUUAACCAUGUUAAUUAAAUUGGUUUAGGUUGGGCCUAAAUAAUGGUAUUUUGGGUUCAUACCAGGUACCUCAACACCAUCACUUGACCCAUCAAACACUCACCCAUCACGCAAGGGGGGUCAAGUAUCAAGCGUGUUGACACCCUUCAACAUCAACCACCCAAGUCGUGGAGACACAACCACCAAGGGGGUCAUCGUGAGUACCCUUUCGCCGUGUGGUGGCAACCAUGUGGUGGCAAAGAGAGCCAAAAUAUUGGCUAAGUGUUGAGACCCACAACACAAGGGGGUCAAGCAUGCCAUCGCAAAGGGGGUCCACCGCAAAGGGGGUCAUGCAUGCCACCGCAAGGGGGGUCAUGCAUGACAUCGUCCAAGUGGGUCAAGCACAAGGGGGGUCACCGCUAGUACCCCUAGCUGUGGUGGCAAAGAGAGCCAAAAUUUGGCUAAGUGUUGAGAUCCACAGCACAAGGGGGGUCAUGCAUGACACCGUCCAAGGGGGUCAAGCACAAAGGGGGUCAUGCAUGAUCUCGUCCAAGGGGGGUCUCGUCUAAGGGUGUCAAACAUGAUGCCGAGGUGAAAAUUGGCUAAGUAUGGAGAUCCAACCACAAGGGUGUCAAGCAUGACACCGUCCGAUGGGUACCAAACGACCAGGUACCAAGCCGGGUACCAAAUAGGAGACCAUCCGUGCUGAGACAAAAUCGGCUGAGUAUGGGGCAAGAGGGUACCAUGCCGGCAAGGAGGGUUUGGUAUCAAGACAUUGAAUUUGGGUAAGUAUAGAGCCAAAGGGGUAUCAAGCCGAAAGGCAUGCUUGAUACUAAAAUACAUGAAAAUUGGUUAAGUAUGGAAUCACAUGGCCAUAGCAAGAGGGUACCAAGCCGGCAAGGCAUGGCUUGGUACCAAGACAUGAAAAGCAUGAAUUUGACUAAGUAUGAAGCCAACGCGGUCGGCAAGACAGGCUUGGCAGGCAAGCAAAGCGACAGGGUAUCAUACCCCUUGGUAUCAUGACCCCAAGGGGGGUAUCAAGCCGGUAAGACUGACUUGGUGGCCAGGCAACAGGGGGGCAAGACGGACUUGAUAGCCAGACAUCAGGGUAUCAAGCCAACAAGACAAGAAAUUCGACUAAGGCAUGGUGGCUAGCUGAGGUGGCCACCCGAUUAGGUACCAAACAGCCAUGUAUGGCCCUUAUGGGGCCAUAUGGAGACAAAGUCCCAAGACUUGGUACUAAGCCGACAGGGUGUAAUUUACCAACUUGAUGAGACUACAAAAACUAAGUAUGGAUACCAAGCCACCAGGGCUGGCUUGGUAGCAAGGGGUGUCAAGUUGAUUACAUGGGCUUGGUGGCAUGCCAGAAGGUAUCAAGCCGAUGAGACGGCUUGGUAACAACCAACAAGUUAAUGAGAAGGAUUUGAUGUCAUGAGGUGGUAGCGGACUCAGAAGCGGGGAGUUAUCAAGCAGUCGAGGGUGAGAUCAAGACCUCAUCAUGGUUCAUGGAGGCUAAGGCAAGAGCCUCAACCCCAUCCAGUCAUGACAAGACGACAAGGAUCAACAACAACCCGACCCGGCAUCGAGGCCAUCAAGUACCCACCAGCCCAAGACGGGACAAGGGCCCCCAGGGUGGCGGUUACCAAUUAGUCACCAAGGCGGCAACAAGUACUCCGAGGCGGUUUGGAGCAGCAAGCCAACUAGCGGUUACAAAGGCAGUUACCAAGGCAGUUACACUCGAUGACUAUAAAUAGGAGAAACUAAAAUUGUAAAAGGGUUCCACAACCAAUCAUUUGACACACUAUGUCAAAAUUUAUCUUUUUCUCUGCAACUUGCCUUUUAGUUUUUCGGAGCUCUCACUGAACCUCCAUAGGAGUAGAGUAACGUAGCUUGUUCCCAAAAAAACCAUCAAAACAUCAAACACCCUCGUUUGAACAUUGUUCGGAGAGGAGUGAACCGUGUAAUUAUCGUUGUUCGAGAAGUCAAGGUGCAUUCAUUGUGUUCAAACACCAGUUUUUUCUCGCCGGAAAACAGCUUCACAACGCUGCGACGUGAAAAUAAAACAGCUGCGUUUUGGUCAAGCUGCCAACAACAAUGUUUGUUCUAAAAUAGUGUUGCGCGUACUGUCAUGGUGAUGUUGAGGACGGUGUCGUUUCUGCUAGGCCAAGGUUCGUCGCUGUGAGCUUGGGUUUUGUGUUUACUGGUUGGUGGCGAGAUAUGAUUGGAGAAGACCAAGGGUAUUUAUUUUUAGUGGGCGAGUAUACCUGCUGUUUUGGAAAAAGGAUUGGUCUUUAAUUUGAUCCUCGUUGGAAGAAAAAAAGCAUUCAGAAAUGGUAGUGGAAAUUGCAUCGCUGCCGUUAUCUAAAUGGCACGGUCUUGUUGUGGGUCUAAAUACAAGCAGAGUUGCAGCUUGCAAUCUUAUUUGGUGCAUAAGAACAGGAAAAGGAAGUAAAGACGUUUGGUUGCAAAACAUUGCAAGGAAGCUGUAACUAAAGAUAAGUCUCGGUUGUGUUUUCUAAAGCUCGUUGAAGUUUUGCUUGGGGUUUAAUAAUUGACAAUGAGAACGCCAACAUGUCCAGAUAGUUUUUUGCAUGCGUGUUGGUGAGAUUGGCCAAAGGUGGCCAUAAAAUUUCUCGCCAACUUGAUCAUUGAGGCAAGUUAAUUAUCAUUUUAGGUGAAUUAAGUUGUGUCAACAACUUAGUUCAUAAGAAGUACUUCUUAUAAAUUAAGUUGUGGGACAUUGUUUACACCUAAAAUAUUUUUGGCCUAAAUUCAUUGUCGUAAUAAUGAGUCCCGACAUUUAAUUCGAUAUCGCAUGGCCAAAACGAUACCGUUUGGAGUGGAGCAAUACCGCGGAGAAUUUAAGCGAGAUCGCGAAGAGGCUCGGCGGUACCGCGGUACUUGAAACGACAUUGGUUGCAGACCAUGUGUGAGUCAUGCGCAGGACAUGUGUUGCUGUUUGACAAGGAAUGUUUUUUAUUUUAUUUUUUCCUUGUCGGAGGAGGAGAGUAACAACACCGUUUGGGGUCAAGCAAUGCCGCGAACCUCAAAGCUCGACGGCAUCGCGAGACUGGGAAACGGUGUCGUUUGGCUAAAAACGGCACCGCGAAUAAACCCAACGACACCGCUGAUCAGAAAAAACGGUACCGCAAGGAAGCUCACCGGUACCGCGGCACUGGAAACAACACUGUUUACCAGAAAACAGGAUGGGGGCCGCGCACGUAGUAUUGGUGUUGGAAAAGGAGUUAUUAUUAUUAUUAUUAUUAUUAUUAUUAUUAUUAUUAUUAUUAUUCCUUGUAGGAAGGGGAGAAGCGGUACCGCAUGGAGACAAGCGGCAUCGCGGAAAAUAAAAACGGUACCUCAGAUUUAAAAACGAUGCCGCGAGAGCCUUGAUAAGUGGUACCGAUUAAAUAAAAAAAAACCAUAUUGGGUAAGUGACCAAAAUUCGCCCAGCUCAAUGCGAGUGCAGACUCGCGACGGUUCCAUGAAUUGAUAUUUUUUGGUUAGGUUAGCGGUGUCGUUUAAUUAAAAACAAUACCGCGAGCAAGCCCAACGGUACCGCUAUACUAGCAAACGACAGUGUUUAAUAAAAAAACAAUGUCGCA
Messenger RNA from Linum trigynum, 3768 nucleotides. The record is from the annotation of a GenBank genome assembly. NCBI's taxonomy places the organism in Eukaryota, Viridiplantae, Streptophyta, Magnoliopsida, Malpighiales, Linaceae.